UUUUAUCUAUAAUUUAUAUAACAGCGUAAAUAAUUAAAUUAAUAACAAUUAAAAAUCUCCCUUCAGUUUGAUAUAGUUUCUAUGAAACUUCAUCAGCGCUCUUUUAAACGAAAAAUCUAGUUAUUUCUUCCCGCCACCAGGUGGCGCUGUCUACCAGGCAUAACGCAGACGCGCGCAGCCUCCGGGUGACGGCCGGACCUGCUCGUGUAACAGCAAAUAAAUACAAUGUCGCUGGUUCGAUUCCUUUAAAGCCGGCACUAACAAUUUAAUACAAAUAUCAUGCAAGAGAAACAAAUGAGCUUCCAAUGAAAAAUAAAAAGUUAGAGGAGUUUUGCUCUGCGUUUCUGUCACUUAUAAAAAGCCCCGCGUGUGAGUCCGGUCCCGGCUUCAUACCGGGCGGCUCGGACACGAGCAGUGUCCGGUUGCAGAAAGGGCCCCGACACAAUCCCCCUCCGCCAUCAGCCAACGGUCUAUUUCUGUCCAGAGGCUCAGCUGAUUGUGGGCCUUGAAGAUUUUGGCCCUGCCUGCUUUUUCUUUUCUUUUUUUCCUUCUUCUUCUCUUGUCGUCAGUUCAGGCUCGUUGGGAGAGGAGGGGAGUUGUCUAACGGAGAGGAGAGUUGCUGCUGGAUGCUCACUGAGGGGAUGCGGCUCUGAAGGCGUCCACACACACACACACACACCGCCGGGGGGGAUUUGUUUGAUUGGUGUCUGGGUGUCUCCCUUCAUCCCUGCGUCACUGCCCCACGGCACGGCGACUGCGCCCUCACCUCACAGGCCCACGCGGUGCCCCUCUGUGUUCCUUCUUGGGUCUUUAAAAAAAAAAAACUCGGAACCAAGCAGAAGCGAACUCCAGUAACUGACCCGCUCGCCGGGUCCCCGCAAGAAGGAGGAUGGAGACGAGCCCCAUCCCGGUGCUGACGGUCCAAACCGCCCCCUUCGACGACCAGCGACCCGGCACCAACGGGCUGCGGAGGAAGACGGCGGUGUUCGAGGGCAAGAAGAACUACCUGCAGAACUACAUCCAGAGCGUGCUGUCCUCCAUCGACCUGCGGGACCGGCAGGGCUGCACCAUGGUGGUGGGCAGCGACGGCCGCUACUUCAGCCCAGCUGCCACCGAGGUGAUCGUGCAGAUGGCAGCUGCCAAUGGGAUUGGCCGUCUGGUAAUCGGUCAGAACGGCCUCCUGUCCACCCCGGCUGUUUCCUGCAUCAUCAGGAAGAUCAAAGCCAUCGGCGGGAUCAUCCUCACGGCGAGUCACAACCCCGGAGGCCCCGCUGGAGACUUCGGAAUCAAGUUCAACGUGGCGAAUGGAGGCCCGUCUUCGGACACCGUGAUGGAGAGGAUCUACCAGGUGAGCCGGAAGCUGGAGGAGUACGCAAUCUGCCCCGAUCUCCACAUUGACCUGUCCAGGCUGGGAAGACAAGAAUUUGACCUGGAGAACAAGUUCAAACCUUUCAGAGUGGAGAUCGUCGACUCGGUCGAGGUGUAUCUGCAGCUGCUGAGAAGCAUCUUUGACUUCAGUGCCAUUAAAAGUCUUCUCACAGGACCAGACCAGCUCAAGGUUCACAUAGAUGCCAUGAACGGAGUGAUGGGCCCCUAUGUACGCAGGAUCCUGUGUGAUGAGUUGGGAGCUCCCGCUAACUCUGCAGUCAACAGUGUCCCCCUGGAGGACUUUGGUGGUCAACCUCCGGAGCCCAACCUGACUUACGCCACCUCUCUGGUCGACGCCAUGAAGGAAGGCGACUUUGGCUUCGGAGCUGCAUUCGAUGCCGAUGGGGACCGCUACAUGAUCCUCGGAGAAAACGGCUUCUUCGUGAACCCGGCGGACUCGUUGGCCGUCAUGGCCGCCAACCUCUCCAUCAUCCCCUACUUCAGGCAGCUGGGAGUCAAGGGCUUCGCCAGGAGCAUGGCCACCAGCACGGCCCUCGACAGGGUUGCCAAAGCCAUGAAACUGGCGCUGUAUGAGACUCCCACGGGCUGGAGGUACUUCGGGAACCUGAUGGAUUCUGGGCGUUGUUCCCUCUGCGGGGAGGAGAGCUUUGGGACAGGUUCAGACCACAUUCGUGAGAAAGAUGGUCUGUGGUCGGUGUUGGUGUGGUUGUCCAUCAUCGCCGCCAGGAAACAGGGCGUGGAGCAGAUCGUCAGAGAACACUGGGCCAAGUUUGGGCGUAACUACUUCUGCAGGUUUGAUUACGAAGCCCUGGACCCGCGCACAGCCUUUUACCUGAUGAGGGAUCUGGAGUCGGUGAUCUCAGACAAAGCAUUCACCAGCCAGAAGUUUGCCGUGGGAGACCACGUCUACAGCGUGGAGAGGGCCGACAACUUUGAGUACAUCGACCCUGUGGACGGGACGGUGGCUCGCAACCAGGGUUUACGGAUCGUCUUCACCGAUGCGUCGCGCCUCGUGUUUCGGAUGAGCGGCAGCGGUGGGGGGACGGGGGCCACCAUCCGCAUUUACGCAGAGAGCUUCGAGAGAGACCCCGAGAGACACAGCAGAGAGACGCAGGUGGUGCUCGGUCCGCUCAUCGCCAUCGCCCUGAAGAUCUCCAACGUCCACGAGAGGACAGGGCGCCGUGGCCCUAACCUCAUCACAUGAGCCCCCAGGAAAACACACACACACACACACACACACACACACACACAUGCAUCUAGAUGCUCACACAUACAAAACAAAUAACCUUUCCUAUACUCAUUUGCCCCUCUCUGUCGCUUCAUGGUCAUUCAUUUUUCUGUUGUUCUUCAAAUGAUGACUAACCUGCGGGUCCUUAUCUCUCCAAAAGAAUUGUGUUUGAAUAAUCAAUAACGUAGAACAUUUAGUUUCCAAACCAUGCGGGCUAUUUAAUUAUUGCCAUGAAUAAAUAAUGCAAAAGACAGCAAACCUAUUAUGAAUGUGCAGACUGACUGUUGAUGUGUGUGGCUUGCAGUUAUAAAGAGUUAUUGACGAGGGACGCCUGAGAUAUUUUUGGUAUUCACCGUGCUGUUUUUGCUCGUACCUGUCCUCUCACAUGUGUCAUUUGUUUCAACCAUUUCAUGCAUUUAAUAAAGUAAUCCAUCUUUUG
This is a messenger RNA of Pseudoliparis swirei, 3056 nucleotides long. RefSeq names its product phosphoglucomutase 5 (gene pgm5). The transcript is spliced from 11 exons. Lineage: Eukaryota; Metazoa; Chordata; Actinopteri; Perciformes; Liparidae. The record is from RefSeq and is a predicted model, not a curated record. Gene Ontology annotation, molecular function: magnesium ion binding; phosphoglucomutase activity. Gene Ontology annotation, biological process: myofibril assembly; carbohydrate metabolic process; striated muscle tissue development. Bases 890 to 2593 code for a protein of 567 amino acids. Gene Ontology annotation, cellular component: adherens junction; sarcolemma; cell-substrate junction.